GGAGGAUCCCAGCGCGGCCGCAGCACCUGGAGCCUGGAGCCGGGACCACGGACCCCUCCCCGCCUCGGGGGCUCCGGCAGGACGUCUGACGGCAGCUCUUAAAAUCAAUGACAGCUCUGACAGGGGGCUAAGCUCCACCCCCUCCCAUUUGCCUUCUGUCGAAGACUGUCAGGAUGUUCUGGAGGUGAAGGCUCAACGUUACACCACCUGAGGCCAAGUUGUCUCUGGGACUUCACUGCCCACCUCGAGGAUGCGGAGGAGCCAAUGAGAUGGACCCUGUGUAACCAGCCUCGACUGGGGAGUAAAGGGCCCACCUUCAGAAUGACUUCUAACUGCGAGAGAGAUUUGUCAUUCCUUUAAGCACGUUGCUCCUUCCACGAGGAAUCGAUGGGAACAGAAGUUAAAAGGAGUCUAGCCAGAGAUCUCGGAAUUAUUGAUGCCUCUUCUCCCAUAAGCAGCGCUCAAUGUCCACAUCCUUUCUCUUCGGAGGGGGUGCAAUAGGACCAGCGGUGGGGUUUCAUUUCCCCGAGUCCUUGUCAUCCUUCCAGCUCUGACAAGAUCAUGAGAAGGGCCUUGGUUGGCCUGUCCCACAGCAACAAGGAUUCCCAGGUCCGCAGGAUAACCGGGGGCUCCUGACUCCUCAUUGCAAAUCCCCCCGCCCUCUCUCUGGGAUCGCAAGGCGAACGUGAACUCUGAAGGAGAAAAGUGUGGAUGACUUCCUGCCCAGUCACGUCGGGGUUGGGGGUGGAAGAUUUUGGAUUUCGUUCACCAGUGUGUGGUUCUGUCUGGUUUGUCCAAGGUGUCGCAUGGGUUGUACAUGAGCUCAGAUCGUACAAGGUGGCUCCUUGCCCAAGUGGAAGAUCACAGACUUACCAGCUGAGGAUCAAGGGUUGAAAUUAGGUCCACCUCUCAGUCAAGACCAUUUGAAGGAAGGCCCAGAGCAGACAACUUGUCGGAUCCAAGGAGGCCUCCAGCUGACUUUCCACCGAGACUCUUUCCCUGACCUGGCCUGCCUCUACCUGUCGCAAAGUUACCGCCGUCUCUCCGCCCUCACCACUCGUGCGCCUGUCGCAAAGGCGAUGCUGUGGCGAGAUGUCGGGCGAUGGGGAGGAAGAGCUGUGCCGGAACGCGCUGGCGCUAGUCAAUGAACUGUGCUUCAGUGUCAGGGGCAACCACAACAACGAGAAGUGCAUUGAGUUCUCCUACCUCCUCCGCGAUCGAGACCGCACGCGUCACAUCGAGACAGAUAUCUCGGUCAGCCUGCUCUCCGUGAUCGUCACCUUCUGUGGCAUUGUGCUCCUUGGGGUCUCGCUCUUUGUCUCUUGGAAGCUGUGCUGGAUCCCAUGGCGAGACAGGGGCCUGAACCCACAACGCAGGGACUUGCACCACCACCCGCAUCACCACCUCCAGCACCACCACUCACACUUCACUGACCUGGCUGUCGAGAGGGUCGAUUGCGGGCCCGAGAUGCCCGAGAGGUCUUACCUCGACCUGGAGUCCUACCCGGAGUCUGGCAUUAAGCUGAGCCAGACCUCCCCUGAUAUCCCAGUGGACAACAGCUCAGGGACUAAGGAGAACUGCAUCCCAAAUGCACACUCCCAGCAACAGGUCUCUGCCCCACCACCAGCAACAAGGUUUAAUUCGCUCCCGAGACCAAUCCCACAGCAGUUAAGCAGCCCGGAUUUUGGAACUCAGGCUGAUGAGAAGGUGGAGCAAGUGACCAGCAUCGGGCAGAUCAAGCCCGAGCUGUACAAGCAGCGGUCAAUCGACGCGGAGGCAAAGAAACACCAGAAGGUCAACUGUGGCCGGAUAAACUUCCUGUUGCGAUACACCUACACAACCGAGCAGCUGGUGGUCAAGAUCCUGAAGGCCCUCGACCUCCCUGCCAAGGACGCCAAUGGAUUCUCCGACCCGUAUGUGAAGAUCUACCUGCUGCCUGACCGCAAGAAGAAGUUCCAGACCAAGGUCCAUCGCAAGACGCUGAACCCAAUCUUCAACGAGACCUUUCAGUUCAACGUGCCCUUUAACGAGCUCCAGAACCGUAAGCUGCACUUCAGCAUCUAUGACUUUGACCGCUUCUCUCGGCACGACCUCAUCGGGCAGGUGGUGCUGGACAACCUGUUGGAGUUCUCCGACCUCUCUGAGGACACGACCAUGUGGAGAGACAUCCUGGAAGGCACCUCGGAAAAGGCUGACCUGGGUGAGAUCAACUUCUCGCUGUGCUACCUCCCAACAGCUGGGAGACUCACCAUCACCAUCAUCAAAGCCACCAAUCUUAAGGCAAUGGAUUUAACCGGAUUCUCAGACCCCUACGUGAAGGCCUCACUGAUUUGUGAAGGGCGGCGGCUGAAGAAGCGGAGGACCUCGAUAAAGAAGAACACACUGAAUCCGGUGUACAACGAGGCACUGGUCUUCGACAUUCCCAACGAGAACAUGGAUCACGUGAACGUCAUCAUCGCAGUCAUGGACUAUGAUUGCAUCGGACACAACGAGGUGAUCGGAAUGUGUCGUGUCGGGAACGCCACUGAUGGCCCAGGUCGGGAGCACUGGAAUGAAAUGCUGGCAAAUCCACGCAAGCCCAUUGAGCAAUGGCACCAACUGAUUGAGGAAAAGGUGAUGAACAGUUACAUGUCCAAGAGUUACGCCACUGGCACAGGUGCCACCAAGCCAGUGAGCAUCGUGGUGGAGAGUCCUCACUCAGACUGAGAAUCCCACUCCACGUUGUAGAAUGGCCAUGAGAAGACAACAGUGCUAUUUUUCUUUUCUUCAGUUUGUCAAUUCUUCACCACAAAAGAGAGAGCGAGAGAGAAUGGGAAGAAAGGGGAAGAGGGAUUGAACCGCUUCCCCCACCAGCCUGAUGAGAAACCGACGGCUUGGUCGAGCGAGCAAGAGGGAGGUGGACAUUGAGGGCAAGACUCGCAGGUUGACCCACGGUUCAUGUCACUUGCGUCCGCGCAUUUGAGGGGAGCCUCGGUCUGAGAUAAGGCCCUUCCACUAAUGACUCACGAGAGGCACUUUAGCCAGAGCCAAGGGGAAGGUUUAAAGAGAAACGUCAAGGGAAGCGAUUCUUGGCAGCAAAAAGAAAUUUCAUUUCAAAAGCAUGUUUCACCAUGUUGUGGAUGUGUGCCUAGGAUGCAUCAUAUGUCAGUGGGAAACUAUCACUGUAUCCUGAUCCCCUUUCCCUUACUCCCACUGAGCCAACUUCUCCUGAAAAUUCCCACUUGCUGGAGAUGGCCCCUGGAUUUGAUUUCCCAAAUCCAAUUUCAGAAGAACUUUUUUUGAGUGUUUCAAAUGCCUCAAGACUUGUCAGACUGUCUGUUAUGCCAGGUUUCAGACCUGGAGGUGGGAGGAAUUGGGAGGGAUGCAAGG
Molecule: messenger RNA, 3369 nt
Organism: Pristis pectinata (smalltooth sawfish)
Lineage: Eukaryota; Metazoa; Chordata; Chondrichthyes; Rhinopristiformes; Pristidae
Gene: syt3
Product: synaptotagmin III
Exons: 10
Coding region: 1093-2706 (537 amino acids)
Biological process (GO): cellular response to calcium ion; regulation of calcium ion-dependent exocytosis; calcium-ion regulated exocytosis
Cellular component (GO): membrane
Molecular function (GO): calcium-dependent phospholipid binding; SNARE binding; phosphatidylserine binding
Source: RefSeq, a predicted model, not a curated record